GAUGUUGCUGUGCCGAAGGCUGUUGCCUUCACAGGAGUUUGGGAUUGGAAGAAAUUCCGAUCGGAGGAAGGUAAACUGGUAUUUGGAGAUUUCAAUUAUCCAGAGAAUGGAGAGAACUUGCUGGGGACUGUAGAGUAUCAGAAAAUUAACAUGUUCUCUCCACAUGAAGCAGCCAAGGAAGUUUUCUGGCUUCCCAUCACCACAUCCUGGUAUAAUGCUGCCACUGAAGCGCUCAAGGAUUUGAAGUUAAGACAAUGCUAUUCUGGUAAAUGCCUGCCCGGAAAACCCAAAGUUGUCUUUGGAUCGAAGGGUUCUACUUCUGAUUUUUACGUUCGAAAUAAAGCCUACGGAGACUUCCUUAACGAUAAUUUUGGUGCAACAACUGCCGAUACAGCAAGUGCUUCCGUAGCUUUGACAUCUUUGUCAAAUGAAAAGCUCUUCGUGGUGUUCCAAGGUGUUUCAAAUGUAGCUGGUGAAACAAAUUCAGAGUCGGGAAUUAGCUAUUUAGCCUCCUACAACGCCUUCCUUGCUGCCACCAAGUUCAUUAAUUCAAUUCCUACGCCACGACUUGCCUGUGAGUGAUGAGAAGGUGAAUCUCAUCGAUCGUGAGUCCUAUGAGUGGUAUGAUAAAAAAGGAUGCCCUAAUAUUGUACUAAAAUAAAUUAUAUGUUAUAAAUGGCCUCCUAAUUUAAAUAAACUGGGGUGUAUAUCAUCCACAUGUACGUACGUUCCUUUUUGGAUGAAAUAUAUGGGCGUACUUAUGCUUGCAGUUUUUGUCA
Molecule: messenger RNA, 779 nt
Organism: Populus euphratica (Euphrates poplar)
Lineage: Eukaryota; Viridiplantae; Streptophyta; Magnoliopsida; Malpighiales; Salicaceae
Product: bark storage protein A-like
Exons: 4
Biological process (GO): nucleoside metabolic process
Molecular function (GO): catalytic activity
Source: RefSeq, a predicted model, not a curated record